AUGGAGAAAACUGAAGCAGACUCAGGUUCGAGCUCAAAGCGCCCAGCAGAUAGUAAAAUUCCUAGCGGAGUUACCAUCAUGUCGGAAGCCACGACUCUUACCGAGAGCCAGCUUAAAUGAUACAAGCAUAACAAGUUAUUUGAAGCUAUCAACAUUCAGGGUAAUCAGUUGAUGUGUAUCGAUUGUGUAAAAGAGUCGAAAAAUAAAUCCGAAAAGCUUCAAAUCAGUGAUCUUAGCUUGAUAAUACAAGACAAAAUUACUGAGAACAUUGAGAUACUGGAGAGAUAUCAGACCAUUUACUCCAAAGAAAGCUCGAUUAAUGAUUUACUACGCAAAGUCUUCAAGUCCAUGCAUGAAAUCCUUUACGAGAUUGAGCACAACAAGAGGCUUGAACUUGACUACAUCGGAGUAGGACUGCUUAAGUACAGUUCGUUUGCAGAUGCCAACUCUGGACAAUCAUCGAAUCAGAUUUACCAGGCAGAUGGAACAAAGAUAAAGUCGGAUUCAGACCAAAUCGAGACCAAGGAAAUCUUCACAAAGCUCCAGGAAAUGCAGAAGCAGAUAGGAAAAUAUGUGAAAGAGCAAAACUAUCUUGAGUGAUUCAAACUCAGAGAUGAAUAUCAGGCUAUAUGUAAUAAAGCCCUGAGUAAAAUGCAGAACUUCGAGAAAUAUGGGUCUACCACGCCAGACAUUGAUGCAGCCUUUAAUAACUUGUUCAGAGGAGCAGAGCAAGCAGAGUCUUCUGCAGAGCUACUCUUUCCUCUUGGGGAUAUUGAAGCCAAGCUUAAUGAUAUUGUAAACUCAUUUGCAAGAACUGAUAAGCUUAGAUUAACUCCUGGAAGUCAGCCUCCAAGGAUUAAAGAUGACAAGAUCCACGAAAUUAUUGGAGUUGAGAAGAACUUCAAGCACAAAAAUGAUGUACUCUGUGUGCUGAGUCUCAAGAACGGAAUGAUUGUAUCUGGAUCUUCUGAUGCUAGUAUUCGUAUUUGGGAUCCCAAGUCAGGCAAAUGAGUCAAAGUCCUUGAAGGUCAUACCCACACAGUGCUCUGCAUCAUUGAGCUUGAGUCUGGGUAUCUAGCUAGUGGCUCGAUGGACCAGACAGCUAUUAUUUGGAAUCCUAAUAAUGGCAAGAUAGUGAAUAUCUUGGAAGGCUUCCAGAACCCUAUCAUAGGCCUAGUGGAGUACGACCAGAAGCAGCUUGCUAUCAAUUUCAAUGAGCCAUUACUAUUAGUAUGGAGCUGGAACAAUUCUUCAAAGUCGUCGGGGAGUUCAAGCACAUUUUCUCUCGGUGACUCAGGCUUGUCUUGAGUACAAAAACAUGAAGAUUUCUUAAUCUGAGGGUGAGAAGAUGGCAUGAUUUGCAAGAUUGAGCCAGGCAAUUCCACAAAGCCAACUUUGAAAUAUAUGGAGCACUCUGACGUAAUCUUGGACAUCAAGUCUGUGAAUGAGAGAAUGUUCGUAUCCAACUCCACAGAUUUAUCAAUAAUCUUAUGGGAAGCUGCUACUGCUGAUGUGCUCAAAACAAUAAAACUUUGAGAUGACAUUUGCUUGGCAAUGAACUACGAUAAAGAUCUUGACAUGUUGAUAUUCGCAUGACUUGAUGGCAAGAUCCAGGCUGUGGACUUAUCUCCAGAAAUUGAAGAAGUCAAAGUCAAGUAUACUCUUCAUCAAGAAAGUGCAGUGUACUUCUGAGCAUGGAUUGGCUUCAAAGAAAUGAAGAUUUUGAAGAAAGGCAAGAACGGCCCUUCUGAAGAUAUCCACAACCAAGUUAUUAGGGAAGAAGUUGAAUCAGCAAGGUCCGAUAAAGACAAGAAUACUGGCUCGCCAGGUGGAGCUGAAGAAAAGAAAGAAUUAAAUAUCGGCAAGGUUGAGCUUGGAGGUCAAAAGCCCAAGAUCAACAUGAAUCUGGGGAUUGGCCAAGCACUUCCUGGAAAGAAGCAAAAAGUUAACAUCGCUGGCCUCCAAGGAAUCAACAAACAAGUUCUUGAAGAUCCUCAGGUAGAGGAGAUGCGUUCACAAGGAAUGUGAUAUGUCAUUGCCACUAUUGACCAAGAGAAUAGCAAUACCCUGAUUCUGUGGGACUUGCAAGGAGACGGAGAAGACAAGCCAACAAAAAUAUGCGAGAUCGACACUGGUUUUACAAGUGAUGAAGUCACUUGUAUGAUCAAAGGAAAUGACGACAAGAUUUAUAUUGGAGGAAGAGAUGGUAGCUUGAAAGCAAUAUGCAUCACAGAUGCUGCAAAGUAAAUCCAUACCAGAGUCGUGGUUGAGAAGGCAAAUAGCUUCAGCCACAAGUAAUUUGCCUUUACCUGUUUACA
Molecule: messenger RNA, 2318 nt
Organism: Moneuplotes crassus
Lineage: Eukaryota; Ciliophora; Spirotrichea; Euplotida; Euplotidae
Source: the annotation of a GenBank genome assembly